This is a messenger RNA of Larimichthys crocea (large yellow croaker), 6326 nucleotides long. It is a transcript of the gene hip1, whose product is annotated as huntingtin interacting protein 1. The record is from RefSeq and is a predicted model, not a curated record. Bases 589 to 3633 code for a protein of 1014 amino acids. Lineage: Eukaryota; Metazoa; Chordata; Actinopteri; Sciaenidae. The transcript is spliced from 31 exons. Gene Ontology annotation, biological process: endocytosis; actin filament organization; clathrin coat assembly. Gene Ontology annotation, molecular function: phosphatidylinositol-3,5-bisphosphate binding; clathrin-cargo adaptor activity; phosphatidylinositol-3,4-bisphosphate binding. Gene Ontology annotation, cellular component: presynapse; clathrin-coated vesicle; cortical actin cytoskeleton.
CCUCUCUUUUUACAGGGACCCCCUGUCGGUCCCCGCACCCCAGCUUGGGAACCACCGAGUUUGAGCCAUCCCACUCUGCGGGCUCCAUGCUACUAUUGUCUAACAGGAGAGCGGGCUAUUUGCAAAAUAAAGGUAGCCUGGUGUCCUUGCUUUCAGCCGCUAUGUGGGCUGAUGCAUGCUUUUGUUUUUAACGUCGGUCUGAUCCGUCGUAGUCCUCCUCCUCUCGGGGUUUUUCCUCCCGGACAGCUUCGGGCUUCUCGGCGGUCGGAUGCUGGAAGUGCUCGCCGAUCAGAGAGCACGAAGGACCGGGAGAGGGGAGAAAAAAAGGGGACGCGAAAAGGAAGGAAGGAAAGAUAGGGGAGCAUUUUAAUACCAAAUCGGGACACAUGUUGAGCUAACAGCCCGCUCCUCCUCCCUCCUCCUCCUCCUCCUUCUCUAAAUGCAUUUGUUGCCUCAAUCGCUUUCCCGUUACUAAUUACUCCGCGUUAAGGAUAAAGCCAGAGGACCUCCUCCUCCUCCUUCUCCUCCUCCUCGUCCUUCUCUCAGGCUCCGAGGAUCCUCACUCACCGCUUUUAACGGUGGACCAUCAUGGAUCUCAGUAAAAUUGCUGUCAGCAUCAAUAAGGCCAUCAACACACAGGAGGUUGCUGUCAAAGAGAAGCAUGCCAGGACCUGCAUCUUGGGGACCCAUCAUGAGAAAGGCGCACACACUUUCUGGGCAGCGGUCAACCGGCUUCCUCUCUCCAGCAACGCGGUGCUCUGCUGGAAGUUCUGCCACGUCUUCCACAAGCUGCUGCGAGACGGCCAUCCAAACGUGAUAAAGGACUCCAUGAGGAACAAAGCUGAUUUAACCGAUAUGAGCAGGAUGUGGGGUCACCUGAGUGAAGGCUACGGGAAGCUGUGCAGCAUCUACCUCAAACUGCUCAUCACCAAAAUGGAGUUUCACAUCAAAAACCCUCGUUUCCCCGGCAACCUGCAGAUGUCAAACAGACAGCUUGACGAGGCGGGAGAGAACGACGUUAACAACUUCUUCCAGCUGACAGUCGAGAUGUUUGACUACCUGGAGUGCGAGCUCAACCUCUUCCUGGGCGUAUUCAGCUCUCUAGACAUGUCUCGAUCGGUGUCUGUGACGGCGGCAGGCCAGUGUCGCCUGGCCCCCCUCAUCCAAGUCAUCCUGGACUGCAGCCACCUGUAUGACUACACAGUCAAGCUGCUGUUUAAGCUGCACUCAUGCCUUCCAGCAGACACUCUCCAGGGCCACAGAGAUCGCUUCCAAGAACAGUUUAAGAAGUUAAAGAGUCUGUUCUAUCGCUCCAGUAACUUGCAGUAUUUCAAGAGGCUGAUUCAGAUCCCACAGCUGCCUGAGAACCCUCCUAACUUCCUCCGCGCGUCGGCUCUGUCGGAGCACAUCAGUCCCGUGGUCGUGAUCCCCGCCGAGUCGUCGUCUCCAGAGUCGGAGCAUGUGGUGGAGACAGACGACCUGGUGGACACAGACGUCCCCGUGCUGCCGGCUGCUUUGGAGACCAAGUUUGACAACCUAUUUGGCACCUCGGCACCGAUAGACCCCUUCAACUUCAACAGUCAGAAUGGCAUGAGAAAGGACGACAAAGAUCGUCUGAUUGAACAGCUGACGCGGGAAAUCCAGGCCCUCAAAGAAGAGCUGGAGUCGUUCAGACUUGAGAGUGGCCGCUUGUGUCAGGCGCUGAGGGGGCGUGUCAGCGAGCUGGAGGCCGAGCUUGCAGAGCAGAGCCACCUGAGGCUGCAGGCUGCCGGGGAGAGCGAGUUCCUGAAGGCGGAGCUGGACGACCUGCGGAGGGUCAGAGAGGACACGGAGAAGGAGCAGCGGAGCCUGACGGAGAUAGAGAAAAAAGCUCAGGCCAAUGAGCAGCGCUACACCAAACUGAAGGAGAAGUACACAGAGCUGGUUCAGAGUCAUGCAGACCUGCUGAGGAAGAACGCAGAGGUGACCCGACAGAUGACGGUGGCUCGGGCUGCACAGGAUGAAGUGGAAGCAGUGAGGAGAGAGAUGCAAGAGAAAGUGAAGGCCGCUCAGGAGGUUGCAGAACGACAGGAGAGGGACCAGCUGGAACAGCUUCAGGAGCUCCAAAGAGAGCUGGUGUCCAGCAGGGUGGAGCUGGACUCCCUGAAGACCAACAUGGCUUCGUCACAACAGUCGAGCGAGGCGCUGAGCACGCAGCUCGUCGCCCUGGAGUCCGAGAAGGCGGUGCUGGUGCAGUCCUUGUCGAAGGUGGAGGCGGAGCUCGCUGUCCGUGGGGACGAGCUAGAGCGAGUCCAAACAUCUCUGGCGACCGAGAGGGAGAGCGGGGUGAAGACGGCGGAAGCCCUGCAGAAUCAGCUCAAUGAGAAGGAAAGCAGGGAGCAGGCACUGGAGAGCCAGCUAGUGGCAGCUCGCUGGUCCAGUCUGCAAGGAGCUGUGGAGGAGGCGGAGAAGAUCAUCCGGGACUCGCUGGCUCAGAUAGACGACCCGGCACACAUCAGCUGCACCAGCUCCGCAGACUACCUAGCAUCCAGAUGUCAGGCCUCUUUAGACUGUAUGGACAGACUCCACCCUACCAGAGAGGCCUUCCUGGCUGACAACACAGGUGUAUCUGAGCUGAUGCGAGUGGUCACCCAGUGCGGCCACCUGGUGGGCGACACCAUCGUUCAGGGUAGUGCCACCUCCCACAUGGUGCCUGUGGAGCAAGCUGAUGCUCUGUCAGAGAGUGUGAAGACAUGCGGGGCUGAAGCUCUGGAUCUGUUGGGCCAGAUGAAGCAGCGGGACAGCCUGGCUGCAGCAGACAACGGCAAGCUGAAGGCAGCUCUUGAGGCCAUCCUGGCCACUGCAGAGAAACUGCGUCCUCGGGGUCUGGAGCUACAGCAGGGGGAGCUGGGAGAUCUUGUGGAGCAGGAAAUGGCUGCCACUUCCACCGCUGUGGAAUCAGCAGCUGCCAGGAUAGAGGAAAUGCUCAACAAGUCUCGAGCAGUUGAUACAGGAAUCAAGAUGGAGGUCAAUGAGAGGAUUUUGGCCUCCUGCACAGAGCUGAUGCAGGCGAUCAAGGAGCUCAUCCUGUCUUCCAAAAAUCUGCAAAGGGACAUCGUGGAGAGUGGCAGGGGGGCAGCCUCCAUGAAGGAAUUUUAUGCCAAGAACUCCCGCUGGACCGAGGGCCUGAUCUCUGCCUCCAAAGCAGUGGGAUGGGGCGCCACUGUCAUGGUAGAUGCGGCUGAUCUGGUGGUGCAGGGCAAAGGGAAGUUUGAGGAGCUGAUGGUGUGUUCACAUGAAAUAGCUGCCAGCACCGCACAGCUAGUUGCUGCCUCUAAGGUAAAAGCAGACAAAGACAGCACCAACCUGCACCGUCUGCAGCAGGCGUCCCGGGGCGUCACACAGGCCACCGCGGCUGUCGUGGCCUCCACCAAGUCUGGAAAGUCCCAAAUUGAAGACAGAGAUACGAUGGACUUCUCCAGCAUGACUCUCACCCAGAUCAAACGACAAGAGAUGGAUGCACAGGUCCUCGUCCUGGAGCUGGAGACUCGUCUGCAGAAGGAGCGAGAGCGUCUCGGCGAGCUGAGGAAGAAACAUUACGAGCUGGCUGGGGUAGCGGAAGGCUGGGGCGAGGAAGAAGAGGGCACAGGUUGAGAUCUGCCCUCCUGUCGUCCACCUCCUCUACUAGAAGACCGGCUUCUGUCUGCCUCUUUCUAUUUAUACACACACUUUUCUUCCCCCCUUUGUUUUCUUCUCUCUUUUUUUGUUUGUUUCUAAGCCAAAUUAAAAGGUGCUUCUUUUCUAAUCCUGCUUCUCCGCCCGUGUCUGAAAGCUUCCAUAAAGGACAGCACCAAGGGCUUAGUGAAGGGAGGAACAAAUGGAUGUAAGGAUUCAGGGAAGGAAAGGAUACAGCCCUGAUUUUACAGCCUCCCUCCUCCUCCAGCCACAUAAUGAACUGUGUUGGUGAAAAGCAGUCGAAGUGAAGUGGAUCCGUUCUACAGAGUAUUUAUUGUCUGUUUUUUUCUUUUUUUCCUUCCCCGGUUUUUAAUAAUGGCGCUUCAUGGCGCUAUGAGCACAGGUUGUACUCGAGACAUCCCAGGAUACACUGCACAAGAGGGGAGAUCAGUGACUGUAUGCCGUUUCCCAGCCCUAAAAUCCUGUCUCUGUGUAACAUAGAUGGCAUGCGUGCUCUCCUGUUUAGACCAGUUUGUUCCACGUUGUGAGCUUAUAAAGCUGUUGGAGCCUGAGCUGCUCUAUCUGUCUUUCUCUUCCUCUCUAUGUUUUCUUCCUAAUCUUUUUGUCUCACUGUGAGUUAUCACCUUAUUGAGUCCAUACCGCUUCACUGGCUGGUUCACUGGACUUUCUGCCUUUCACCUCUCCACCAUUGUAACGACCUGUGACUGUUAACUUGAGCCGACCCCCGUUCUUUUUUAUUUGAUUUUAACAGGCGCUUACAUGGAAACUCUUAAAAUCGCUCCAAACUGGAGUCAGAGAGUCGUUUGCGACCAGGAAAAUAGAACCGUUUUUUGUUUUUUUUCCAUCCGUCUCCUUGUGAGCUCUGAAACUCCCAACUACCUCAUGCUACAUCUUCAGAGGUAGCAGUGCAUCAUGGGUGGGUCUGAUGGAAGUUGCCCAAACACUAAUGACGUGGGGUCAUUUUCCCUUUUAUUGUUUAAAAAGUAGGAGAGGUUAGUGGGAGGAAAUCUUUUUUUAUAUAUAUACAGAAAAAAGCAACAACACUUUGGGGUCUGCUAAUUUGUCUUUCCUUCCUUUGGCAGAAAGGUUGUAAUAAAGUUUAAGCCCCAUUGGUGCAUAUUUUUUACAAAUGUCAGUGGUUACGCAGCACUACAACAAAUCUGUCACAGCAGCAGCAGCAGCAGCAGCUUUGGAUCCAGUCACAUAAUGAACUGCUAACGAUGUUGUCUUCUGACAGACGGCUAUCUGAGCUGUUUGCUCGGUUAUUUCCUGGACACGUAAUGACUCUGCCAGCAGGACGACUGUGCUCCUGGAGACAGGACUGCUCGUUUGAAUGUCAGUUUUUGGGUUUUUUUUGGGAGGGGGGGGUUUAAGGCUGCACAAACCUUUUAUUCAUGAAAUGUUUAAGAUUUAUCUGGUGUAUCACAUGAUCCUGCCUCUUCAAAUAACCUACAGGUCUGAUGGUUGACUACAGUUUUUCUAAAUCCUUCACUAACAGUCUGCAUUGCAAAGGACCACAGUGGACUCUGUAGUAUGCAGCACACAGACUGCAGUGUUUUCCAUAGCUUCCUCAAGACCAAGUAGCUGUGUAUAUAAACUACAAGCCUUCUAUUGUUGGAAAUAAUCGUUUGCUUUCUUUUCAUCUACAAGCAUUCACAUUUUGCAUCUCUUGCAAGUAAGGAUUCAGUUUAAUUGAAUUAGGGAUACAAAAUGGUUCAUAUGAACACCACAUGUAACCAAUAUAAGUCAUUAUUUUUUCCAUAAGAGAUUGUUAUUUAACAGAAUUUCCUACUAAGAUUGAUGGACUGACUUUCAGCUUGUUGCCAGUGAACUCUCUGAGAAGACUGAUCAUGCCUAGAGACGAGCAGGCAUCCCGUUUUGAAUUUCCUCUUUCUGUUUGACGAUGGAAGUGAUGCUUCUCUUGGUCUUUCUCUUUGUGUCUUAACAUACUUAGUUUUGAUGCUCCGCUUCAGCUGUGUAUCUACAAAGUUGUGACACUGGUUUAUUUAACAGACGCUGGUUAAAUAGUAUUUUCCAAUCAUUUUACUUAAAAAAUAUAUAUUUUAAAUCACUCUGGAGAAGCAGAUGAACGAGAAAAGUGUUUUGUUAAUCAGAGUUGGAAAUAAUUUUCCCAUUUGGCACCAACCACUUGUUGCUCCAACCAAGUUCAAACAAACAGUACUGUUGGGUCGAGGUCUUUGUAUUUGUAAUGAUUUUUGUUGUCUCUUCCACACCUGGGCAAAUUGGUGAUUUCAUUAGAAAUUGAAAUAUAAAACAAAAAAAUACAAUAAAAAAAAAAGGAUAGAUCUCCUUUUUAUGGUAUUUCAAGUGUCUUGAAAGAUGAAUUGAAUGCACCUUGAGUGAUGUUUGGUUGUAUUUUUUGCCCAAAUAUUCUUUAUUAACCCCCCUCCUCUCUCUCUCUCUCUCUCUCUCUCUCUCUCUCUCUCUCUGUCUCUCUCUCGGGUCUGUGUCUGUAGUGCUACCAGCUCGGCCAGCCUUUCAAACUGCCUCACACUGUAGUCAAAGAGAAACAAAUACUCACAUAGCAACAUUGAAAUAUGUCUUUGUAUGAUAUACUAAAAAACUAUGUUGGUGGGUUUGUUUUUAUUUUUUCAGUUUUUGAAAUAAAUAUUUCAACUCGUUAAUACAGA